Messenger RNA from Botrytis fragariae, 768 nucleotides. Its product is annotated as putative exosome complex subunit rrp46 protein. Gene Ontology annotation, cellular component: nuclear exosome (RNase complex); cytoplasmic exosome (RNase complex); nucleolus. Bases 1 to 768 code for a protein of 255 amino acids. The transcript is spliced from 3 exons. Lineage: Eukaryota; Fungi; Ascomycota; Leotiomycetes; Helotiales; Sclerotiniaceae. Gene Ontology annotation, biological process: nuclear mRNA surveillance; rRNA catabolic process; poly(A)-dependent snoRNA 3'-end processing. The record is from RefSeq and is a predicted model, not a curated record.
AUGGUCAGCUCAACCGAACCCACAACUAUACUAUCGCCUCUUCAUAGAGUAGAUGGUUCCGCUAGCUUCUCACAAAAUGGUUAUACUAUCAUUGGCGCUGUAAACGGUCCCAUUGAAGUUCAGAGACGUGAUGAAUUACCAGAAGAAGCGGCUAUAGAUGUCAUAGUGAGACCAGCUGCUGGUGUUGGAGGUACUAGGGAAAGACAUCUUGAAGCAAUCCUUCAAUCUUCUCUGCGCCAAAUAAUCCUCAUCCACAAUUUUCCACGGACCCUUAUUCAAGUUACAUUACAGAUCACAAGUACACCAGAAAAUGAUACUGCUUGGUCAAAACUUGUACAGGCCAGCUCGAACCUUCCCUUACUCCCUGCCCUCCUUCAAACGUCGGUUCUGACCUUAUUAUCCGCUUCUAUACCGCUUUCUAUGACCAUGACAUCAGUAUUGCUUGCCUUGAAGAAUACUGAGGAAGGCACAACUAUAAUAGAAAAUCCCACUCCUCUGGAUUGUCAAGAUGCUGCUUCAGUCCAUGUAUUAGCAUUCACAUCACACGGGGAGCUUCUUGUUGCAGAAAGUGAGGGAAGUUUUGAUUUGGAUGAAUGGGAGGAAGUGUACGAGCACGGAAAGGGCCUAUGCUGCAAAGGUCAUGGAUUGGCGGAGGACGAUAUCAUGCAUGAAGACGGGCUUGAGAAUGAGGCACCUUCAAGCAUGAUGAUGUUCGUCAAAUCUGCAGUACAAGAAAAGGUUGCUACUGAUCUCCAUUGGAAAGGUUGA